ACUCCAAACCUUAAAGCCAAUCGAAAACCUCACUUUAAACCUCAAUCACCACCCACUUUCCCCUCUCUCUCUCCCUCCCUCCCCGUCUUCGACUUCAUCUCUGCUUAAUUUCUUCACAAUGCCUGCAAAACCCAGAUCUUUUCUUCUCACCAUGUUUCUUCUUGUUCUUCUUCCUUACACAAUUUCGUCUUCUUCUUCUUCUAUGCAUGACCUUCUUCGGAACUAUGGCUUACCAUCUGGACUAUUCCCAGAAAGCGUCAAGUCCUACAAAUUCGACGAAACGGGGCGUUUAGAGGUUCAUCUAGAUCGUCCAUGCAUGGCCAAGUUUGAGAACAGAGUGUUCUUUGAAAGUGUGGUGAGAGCCAACCUCAGCUUCGGACAGCUUAAGGGGUUAGAAGGUCUCUCACAGGAAGAGCUUUUCUUGUGGCUUCCUGUGAAGGAUAUUAUAGUCAAUGAUCCUUCGUCUGGUCUCAUUCUCUUUGAUAUUGGCCUCGCUUUUAAACAAUUCUCUUUGUCCCUCUUUGAAGAUCCCCCCAUUUGCAGAUCUCAAGGCAAUUUCUUCAGAAGAAAGAGCAUUGGAUUCCAAGAUCAGAGAUGAAAGUUUGUUUGUUCAUUUCAAUAAAAUUAUUUUCUUUUUUCCUUCUUUCUUUGUUUUUUGUUUUGUUUUGGCUUCUUAUUAGUAAUUUCAUGGAGUAAAGUGGAUAUAGAUCUAAUUAGGUUUGUGAGUGUGUAAGGAAACGGCUGAGAGGAAAACAAAAAUCUUCCUGCAAUUUUGUUUCUUGUUUUU
Molecule: messenger RNA, 787 nt
Organism: Prosopis cineraria
Lineage: Eukaryota; Viridiplantae; Streptophyta; Magnoliopsida; Fabales; Fabaceae
Exons: 2
Coding region: 119-598 (159 amino acids)
Source: RefSeq, a predicted model, not a curated record